Chenopodium quinoa (quinoa) is the source of this 738-nucleotide messenger RNA. RefSeq names its product protein EARLY FLOWERING 4-like. Bases 106 to 516 code for a protein of 136 amino acids. Gene Ontology annotation, biological process: entrainment of circadian clock; positive regulation of circadian rhythm. Gene Ontology annotation, cellular component: nucleus. The transcript has a single exon. Lineage: Eukaryota; Viridiplantae; Streptophyta; Magnoliopsida; Caryophyllales; Amaranthaceae. The record is from RefSeq and is a predicted model, not a curated record.
ACCCUCUUCUACCCCUGUCUCUCUCCUCAAACCAGAGCUCCAAGUAGCCUCCUAUGGUAGCUUGAAAAAAAAUAAUAAUAAAAAAUACAAUAAAGUUUGACCAAGAUGUCUUACUCGAGAGCUGAUUCGAGCUUAGACGACGGCGAUCGCCAACAGAACAUGGGGUCUGUUGGUGGCGCCGGCAACCGUCGCCGGAGAACAGCAAACGAGUUCUCCGGCGACGGUUGCAGGGAUCCGGAGACAUGGAAUGCAUUUGCGGACAGUUUUAGUCAAGUGCAGUCGGUGUUGGAUCGAAACAGGAUGUUGAUCCAGCAGGCCAACGAGAACCAUCAGUCGAGGAUGCCGGAUAAUAUGGUUAAGAAUGUGGCGAUCAUUCAGGAAUUGAAUGGGAACAUUACAAAAGUCGCGUCGAUUUACUCCGAGUUGUCAGGGAAUUUCACCGGCAGGGUGAAGCAGCAACGGCAAGGAGGUGGAGGAAAGGGAGGAAGUAGCAAUGGGAGGAGGGAUAACGAGUAAAGGGGGAAUGUAAAAAAUAAAAAAGAUUAUCUGCCUUGGUGUGAUUUAUUACUAAUAAAUAGUACUAGUUGCUACUAAUUAGUUUUCUCAAGGAAAAAAAAAUAAAAAUAAGAAGGGGAAUUUGGCUCCUUUGUUCAAUUUUAUGUACUACAUGUAAUUUAAGCUUUGUGAUGUAAGGAUGACCAUUGAUUGGUAAUGAAUCGGUAUGAGUUUGGUAAUGAA